CAAGCAUCCGGUACGUCCACCCGGCGGAUGGAAUCGCUCCUGAGCAACAACGAUGGCAGGUCCAAGUAGGAAGCAGAUGUUGAGGUUUCUCUGCCAGCUCGGAGCGUUCAUUCUGACGCGGUUCGGGUUCUGGAACUGCUUCAGCAUGCUGAUGCUGUUUGCUGAAAGGGCGGACUCAAAGAGAAAACCCGACAUCAAUGUACCGUACCUGUAUGUGGACAUGGGAGCAGCCGUCCUCUGUGCCAGUUUCAUGUCGUUUGGAGUGAAGAGGAGGUGGUUCGCUCUGGGUUCUGCCAUCCAGCUGGCCCUCAGCACUUACGCGUCCUACGUCGGAGAGCAGGUGUAUUACGGGGAAUGGCUAAAGGUCCGGAUGUACUCCAGGGCGCUGGCCAUCAUCGGAGGCUUUAUGGUUCUCGCCAGCGGAACGGGGGAGGUCUACAGGCAGAAGGCUCGUAGCAGAUCCCUGCAGUCGACUGGCCAGAUCUUUCUGGGAAUCUAUCUCAUCUGCACCGUGUACUCGCUGCAGCACAGCAAGGAGGACAGACAGGCCUACCUGAACCACAUCGUGGGAGGAGAGCUCACUCUGAUGCUGAUAGAGGUGCUGUUUGGGGUUCUGGCUCUGGCCUUUCUCACGGGCUACUACAUCCGCCUGGCCGCUAAGAUCCUGGCCACCAUCCUUCCUCUGGUGAUCCUGCUCAUCGACGGGAACCUCGGAUACUGGCACAACAACCGUAAGGUGGAGUUCUGGAACCAGAUGAAGCUGAUAGGCCACAACGUUGGCAUCUUCGGCGCCGUUCUCAUCCUUGCCACCGACGGGUAGACUCGCUGGCUCGUUUUUUUUUUUUUUUACAGACAGAAGCGUCUGUGCAGAGUGAGAUUGUUGCGGCUGGAUCGGUGCCGAAAGCCGCCGCUGUCCAGCAACACCUCAGGAUUUUUAAACCCUCGGCUUGGGAGAGCGUAGACGGUUCAACGUUAGCUACCAGUUGGCAGCUUUGCUUCCGCGAGGAAUAAAACAAGUUUCCUUUUCUUGUUAAAUGGCGAAAGGUUUAAUUUAUUUGGUUUCUUGUUUACAUUCGUUAUGCUCUGAACCAUUACAACAUAAGUGAGUAUUAUGCAGGGGGCUUUUACUUCACUGGGAAAGGCUGAAUAGUUUGAACGUUUAUCUUAAUACAUGUUUUAAAUACUUCAAUGGAAACUGUUAUAUAAUAGAAUGUUGUUUCUAAACUUGUAUAUAUGUUUUUCAAUAAACUUAAAGAUCAUAAGAA
Molecule: messenger RNA, 1265 nt
Organism: Fundulus heteroclitus (mummichog)
Lineage: Eukaryota; Metazoa; Chordata; Actinopteri; Cyprinodontiformes; Fundulidae
Gene: tmem101
Product: transmembrane protein 101
Exons: 4
Coding region: 53-820 (255 amino acids)
Biological process (GO): positive regulation of canonical NF-kappaB signal transduction
Source: RefSeq, a predicted model, not a curated record